This is a messenger RNA of Electrophorus electricus (electric eel), 3809 nucleotides long. RefSeq names its product succinyl-CoA:glutarate-CoA transferase (gene sugct). The record is from RefSeq and is a predicted model, not a curated record. Lineage: Eukaryota; Metazoa; Chordata; Actinopteri; Gymnotiformes; Gymnotidae. Gene Ontology annotation, molecular function: succinate-hydroxymethylglutarate CoA-transferase activity. Gene Ontology annotation, cellular component: mitochondrion.
UGGCUGUUUUUUUUGUGCGUUCAAUGCUUAAUAUCUAUUUACAUUUAAAUGUUCAGGUUUGCUUUGUUGAGAUAAGUACUCCGUGAACUUUGUCAUUUCUUUCUACUACCGGAUGAGUCGUGACGUCAGCGGCCGCCCUCUCUGCGGUAUGUUUGUAGACAUGGUCUCUAAAGGCUUCUCUCGCUUUACCAGACUACGACCCUGUCUUCUUCAAAAUAAGACGGGCUGUUCCUAUGUAAGAAGGGCUUUCGUUUCGGACCUUAAAGGCAGGCAGACGAUAAGGCCAUUAGAUGGCGUUAGAGUCUUGGAUCUCACCAGAGUACUGGCUGGUCCAUUUGCCACAAUGAUAUUGGGAGAUUUGGGGGCAGAGGUGACCAAAGUGGAGCGACCAGGCUUGGGGGAUGACACGAGAACAUGGGGACCGCCCUUCGUGGGUGAAGAGAGCGCUUAUUUUCUUAGUGUGAACAGGAACAAAAAGAGCAUUGCAGUUAAUCUUAAAGAUCCCAAGGGAGCUAAACUUGUAAAAGAGCUUGCUAGAAUCUCUGAUGUACUGGUGGAGAACUAUCUUCCUGGGAAGCUGGAUGAGAUGGGACUUGGUUAUAAGCAACUGAGUGAAGUAGCCCCUCAACUUAUUUACUGUUCAAUCACAGGUUACGGUCAGACAGGGCCCCAGUCACACAAGCCUGGAUACGACUCUAUAGCGUCUGCAGCGUCUGGGAUGAUGCACAUUACAGGCCCUGAGGAUGGGGAGCCUGUGAGGCCUGGCGUUGCCAUGACAGAUUUAGCUACUGGACUGUACGCUCAGGGGGCUGUGAUGGCAGGCCUGCUGCAGAGGCAGAAGACAGGGAGAGGUGUUCACAUUGACUGUAACCUGCUCUCUUCCCAGGUGGCAUGCCUCAGUCACAUUGCUGCAAACUACCUCAACGCAGGAAAAGAAGCAAGAAGAUGGGGAACUGCACAUGAAAGUAUAGUCCCUUAUCAGGGCUUCAGAACAAAAGAUGGAUACCUUGUUGUUGCUGCUGGUAAUGACCUACAAUUCUUCAAAGUGUGCAACGUCCUGAGUCUUAAUGAAUUGGCAGAAGAUCCCAAAUACAAGACCAACACCUUACGUGUGCAGCACCGGCAAGCGCUGCUAGAGCUUCUCUCUGAGAGGUUUUCAGAGGAACCCACUGCUGAAUGGCUGAGACGUUUCGAAGGCACCGGAGUCCCCUGUGGUCCCAUCAACACCGUCCAGCAGGUGUUCUCCAACCCACAGGUUGCUCAUAAUGGCCUUAUUAUGGAGAUGGACCACCCAACAUCUGGAAGGAUUGCUGUGCCAGUCACCCAUGAACUCCUUACUUCAAAGUUUGGAUGCAUAAGGGAAGAGCAAGAGGUGAUGCAAAAUGUCAAGAAGGCAGAGCCAAACGCGGAUGACGUCCGACGCCCAAACAGCAUCAGCACCCUCCCAUGGCACAAUGACGUGAUUUGACGCAUUUUUUCUUUUUUCUUCUUCUUUCUUUCAUUGAGGAGUGAAGAGGGAGGGAAGAAGCAGAGCUUGUCAGUGUGGUCCAUGUUCCCAUCAGCUAUUCAGCAUUUGUAGUGUCAGCUCCGUGCUGUUUUCUCUCAGUACAUGUCACAUGGCUGUGCCUAUGUGGAAACAAGUGAAUAGUUGAAAAUGGAGUCAGCCAGCACUCAGAGCAGAGUUUCGUGGAAACCCAACUCCUUUUUCUGAGUGGUCUACUUUUUUACUUAUAUAACACUGGUUCUUUAAUCCUCAUGAGUGCUGCAAACAAACAGUGAAGGAACUUAUUUAUAAAUCUAUGGCAUCACUGCGAUGCAUCUCAGAAAUCUGGCUUACAAGCGCUACGAUAAAUUGUACAGUACCAGUUUUCUUUCUAAAGAUCCGGUGAUGCAUUACAAAGAAAGACCUUUCAGCUAGGUCCAAAACUUGUCCUAAAGGAUAGGAGGAUAGGGGCUUUCCUAACGGACAGUCUUCUCUUCUCAUUUGACUUAAGGAGUCUUUGCAGUAAAAGCUGAAAAUCGAAAUUACAUUUCUCAAAAUACCCUCAGGUGCUUAAAUCUGAGAGUUUCACGGUUCGUAGUAUGUUUGAUAACUCUGGGAGGUAAAUUAUUAUUGGUAAAUUAUUACUAUGAAAUUGAAGGUUAAACAAUUCAUUUUUAAAAGAUUAAUAUUUCAGUAAAAGGGUAAUAAGAGGGGUACCAGCCCAGUGGGCAGAAGAGUGAGGUGACUAACAGCUAUAGUAAUAUGGUUUCUACUAAUAAUUGUAGAUUUUCAUGUACUGCUGGUUUGGCUGUCAGCUCUCUCUCUUCCCCCAGGUGUUUGUAAUGAAUAAAACUGUCAGAAGGUUAGAAAGAGUACCAUACACGCACAACGGUUUUUGCUACUGUUAAACACAAUCAUUAUCUCUUGCUGUUGCAAAUAAUGAAUGAACCUGUUCACAACCAUGAAUGCUGUUUGAGUUUAUCUCAUAACACAGAAUUACUUCAUUGUCACCAGUUGACAGAUAAAGUGGGCUGAAAUGGCCCUGCUCCUUGGCACAGGCAGCCGUUUCGACGCUGUGGGGAUCUGAUCUCCAACCAAAUGUCUGUGGAUCGCUCUCUUUUCAUUUUUCCUCAGGCUGUUUUCAUUUCAUAGGGAAAUUUAGGUCAUCCCACUUCCACAUCUCAGAGGAAAUCUAUUAGUCAUGAUACAGGGUCUCAGCCAUUUGGUGACAUGGUGUUGUCAAGCUUUUGUUUUAUUUCAGUUCUUUUUUCUUUGUUUGCUUCUUCAUUUCAUGAUUUUUUAAAAUGCAUUAUUGUUUUUAAGGUUGAAAUAGUGAGUGGAUCUUCAAUGAUUUGACAGGGUUCACUUCACAUUUAGAUGCCCAAGAUGCCUUUAAAAAAAAUUUAAAUCUCUUAUUUUGUCCUAGAGUGUACAUUUCAGGGUUAGGGUUAGCCUUAGGGUUAGCCUUAGGCUUAGGCUUAGGGUUAGGGUUUUCAUUUGCAUGUUUUAUGUAUGAAGACUUGCACAGUUAAAGGAGUGUUAGUGGUAAGUGUGAACCUUAUUCCUAUGGAAAUGUUUUAUUUCCCACAUUCCUCAUUUGGCAUAUACUUCUAGAGUCAUUACACACAAACCUUACUCUAAUGGCUGAAUGAAGUUAUGUUUCUAUUUUUGUGAAACUGCAUCAGGAGUGAGUCACCAUUUCCAGUUUCCAUGAAUUAAUUCGUCUGGUUUUAUUUUACCUUGGGGGCUACUGCAAAAAAAAAAAGAAGAAGAAGCAAACAGUAUUCAUGUAUUCAUGUUUAAUGUUUAAUUGUCACGUUCACCCCUUCCUGGCGUUGUAGUUCCCAUGGCAAAUCUACCUGUUUUUCACUUCCUGGUUUUGUUUCCUCAUGCUUCCUUGUUUUGGUUUCAUUCUGUUCCGCCCCCUCAUUAGUAUCUGUGUCUAUUAUUGUCUUCACCUGUAUCUUGUUAGUCCUCAGUAAGCUCUGUGUUUGUAUGUAGUCUUUGCGAAGUCUCGUCACCAUUUGGUACAUUUGCCUAGCCUUUCGAUUCUGAGCCAUUGUAUCAAUUGUUUCUAAUCAGUCUUCUUGGAUGUUUUGACUUUUGCCUGUUUCCCUGGGUUUUGCUCUCUUGUGUGCUCCUGUACUGUUUUUUUUGGAUACUACUACUGUGUUUUGGUUUAUGAACUCUGCCCAUUUUGACUAUUUCUUUGCGUACCCCUGUGCAAUUAAAGCAAGCCUGUUUUACUGCAGUCAACUCCGUCUGCAGUCAUACAAAAUUAAACUGAUGUGCUGAACAGUGCCAUUAAAUUUACAUUUUGAAAGAC